Messenger RNA from Vitis riparia (riverbank grape), 531 nucleotides. Its product is annotated as mucin-7-like. NCBI's taxonomy places the organism in Eukaryota, Viridiplantae, Streptophyta, Magnoliopsida, Vitales, Vitaceae. The coding region runs from base 1 to 531 and encodes 176 amino acids. The transcript is spliced from 2 exons. The record is from RefSeq and is a predicted model, not a curated record.
AUGGCCUAUGUUGCACCUCCAGGAGCCCCAGAUAUGCCAGCACCUCCAGAGCCACCACAGGCACAACAAGCUGAGAUACCUACAGAGAUCAUACCAACUGCCCCUGCAACACCUUCUACAGUGCCCAUGCCUGAGGCUACAUCUUCUGCUCAUCCUACCACUCUUGAAGCCCCACCAGUUGUACCAGCUACAUCAGCACCUCCUCCAUCUGAGUCCUUUAUCACCAUAUCCACUUUAGAGUUUAGAGACCUAUGUCAUACAUUGCAGACAUUGAGCACCACUCAAGGUGUUCUCUUCCAGCAGAUGGAGAUACAACAGCAUUUGGGUAUUUUGCCACAACCUGAGCAUGAUAUGACUGGCCCAUCAAAGCCUACAGCUCCAUCUGAGGAGGCUACUCCAGCUAAGCAAGCUAUUCCAUCUGAGGAGGCUACUCCAGCUGAGCAAGCUAUUCCAUUUGAGGAGGCUACUCCAAUAGAGCAAACUAUGCCUCAUGAGGAGACUACUACAACAGAGGUCGAGACUCUUAUCUAG